AUGUACUGUUCUAGAAUAAGACAGAACCGCCCCAUAGAGCUAGAAACAUGGCUGGGUAUAUCUGUGUCUAAAAAGAACAGCAGCGAUUUAAUUAGAGAAGUCUCUAAAUACUUCCAAAAUAAGCCUGGUUUUCUUAAAAGAAUAAAGCCGAAUGGAGAAAGUCUCUCUGUUCUAUUGUGCACACAGCUUGACUAUAUAAAGUCAGAAAGGCUGUAUAAAGAAUUUUUAGAGUCACUGGGCUUAGAUACAAAUAAAAUAUUCACUGCUCAAAUACCAAAAACAGAGCCAAGAACAGAAAACGAAAUAAAAGAAGCAAUUGCGCACUGGCCAUGCUCAGUCAAGCCAGGCCUCCCUGAAUCAACUGAACUGCCACUUGCCAUACAGAAACUGGUUAAAAAACUAAAUACAAAUAAAGAAGAAUGCGCUAUUUCUUCCAUAAUCUUAGAGGGUCCAGACACAGACAGCCUAGCAUUGCAUACAGCAUUUGCAAGCGCAGAAGAAACAAGCACUGCCUUCCAGCACGCAAUAAUACGAAUGAUUAAAACCGUAUCAAGAAGUACAAGCGAAUACUUAUGCACCGGGCGCACUGUCGUAUUGUCUAGCGAGCCGUGUCUUGUUUGUGGAAUGGCACUAGUUCAUGGCAGAGUCAAGAGAAUAUAUAUAGCAGGGAAGGACUCCCCAGAUGCCCCAUAUAGUAAAUAUAACAUACACCAGAAUAUUUCACUAAACCAUCGGAUUGACGUGUACCGGAUAUAUGAAAUAUCAGAGAAUAAUUUGAAAUAAAUUUAAAAAC
Molecule: messenger RNA, 793 nt
Organism: Nematocida parisii ERTm1
Lineage: Eukaryota; Fungi; Microsporidia
Exons: 1
Coding region: 1-783 (260 amino acids)
Molecular function (GO): catalytic activity
Source: RefSeq, a predicted model, not a curated record